Molecule: messenger RNA, 846 nt
Organism: Bipolaris zeicola 26-R-13
Lineage: Eukaryota; Fungi; Ascomycota; Dothideomycetes; Pleosporales; Pleosporaceae
Exons: 3
Coding region: 1-846 (281 amino acids)
Source: RefSeq, a predicted model, not a curated record
AUGUCCCAAACCGUCAACUUCCUCACAAACUUCGCCAGUCUCCCCGCCACAGCCCCAUCAUCCCACGCCCACAUCAUCAGCGACUUCGCCUGCGGCACCUCGACUCCCCACAUCCAAGACGCCAUCGUCACUCUCGUCUACAAAAUCUCACCCAGCACACUCUUCACAUUCCUCGAACCCGACAUCAAAGAAUUCCAACUCGUGCAGACGCGCAGGCAAGGCAAGGACGCAGGCGAGAAGCUCGUAGUUAUGAAACGAGGCCGUAAAGUCAUUAUAGGUCUCGCAAACCCCUCCCCAGACCUCUUCGACACCCUCGAAUUCGACAAUCUCGUUCGCUUGGAAAUCGACAAAGAGGGAGCGUGGAAAGUCAUGUAUGCGUCGUAUCGUGAUUACUUUCGCGAGAGCUGGGAUGAUGUUUGGGAUGGUAUAACGGUGAAUCGGGGGUGGGAUGAUCUUAGUCUCAGGGCUUGGGUGGAGGACCCGAGGUCGGAGAGUAGGAGAAGGUUGGAGAUUUUGGCGGAUGAAUUGAUGUGGGUGGUGCUGAGGGGGAGGGUGUGGGAGGUAGGGGGGUUUGCCAGGGCCCUCAACUCCCCCACCAAACCCUCCCCAUCAACGAGCGACAACAAAACCUCAAACUACACCACCGCCUUCCCAUCCCUCCCCCCUUCUACCCCAGCAACCCACGCCCACAUCCUCAACCUCCACUCCCCUCCUCCCGCGCACCCAACCCUACAAGACACACUCGUAGCAACCCUCUACCACACCUCUCCAGAAACGCUAUCCCGCUUCCUAGACCCCACGGUGGAUAAUUUCAAGGAGAUACUCGGAAAAAAAGGGGGGAUGUGA